UUUUUUUUGUUUUUUUUAAAAUGUUUUUUUGAAGAAAACAUUUAAAGCAAUUUCAUUAUUUUUAUUAUUCCAAUUGUGUUUUUUUAAAAAUGUUUAAUUUAACAAUUUUAUAAUAAAAAAAAAUUAAAUUUUCUUUUUAAAUUUUUUUAAAGGAUAACUAUACUAUAAAAAAAAAAUGAAAUAAAGGAUGAUAAAUUCACGAAACUUAAAACAUCAUAAAUUUAAAAUUUUUUAAAAAAAAAAUUUAAAAAAAUCAAAUCAUGGUCAUAUCGGCAGAGAAUUAUAAUAACAUGGAUUCUUCACACAUCCCGAUCAUAGAUAGGUAUGACUACGAGCGCAUGCGUUCAUUGAUAAAUAAUGCUAAUAACGGCUGUUACGCUAAUUGGAGACUUAAGGUGGCCUCAAAUAGGUGCAAGGAUCAUUGCCAGGAAUCUCGUCAUCUCAACGGGAAAAAAGUAGCCAAGAUGGAUGACAAAAAUAUUUCGAACAUUCAAAAUUGCGAUCAUCCAUCUAAUCCGGCGAUUCCUGGCGGCUUAAGCGGCGGCGGUCUCAGAGUUAUCGACAGAAACAUAAUGUGUGAUGAUAUGCAAGAAAUUCUAUGCGAAAGGCACCACGCUCACGACGAGCCAAGGAACCCAGUACCUUGGAGCCUCAUCAAACGUAACGAGGAUAGAAAUUGUCGCACUGAUAGGUCAAACAAGGAUCGCCCGCAAUCUUGCUAUUACCUCAAUAACGUUAACGUCGACCCUCAACUUUAUAACGUCAAAUACAUAUCGGCCGAAGACCCCAUCGAUGGUUCGCUGGCCAAUAGGGUCGCUCUCGAGAAAAGGUGUUAUCAAUACGUUCACGACAAAUCAUCCCAAACCUCCUACAUCAAAGGAAAACUGUUGGGCAAGGGUGGAUUCGCAAAAUGUUUUAAAUUCACAGAAGUUACGACAAACAUCAAUUUUGCCGCAAAAAUGAUAUGCAAAUCUCAAUUAGUGAAAAUUUCCCAUAAAGAACAAGUUAAGCGGGAAAUCGAAAUUCACAGACCACUUUUUCACCCUAACAUUGUUCAUUUACAAAGCCAUUUUGAGGAUGAUUUUUACAUGUAUAUCAUCUUGGAAUACUGUGAUAAUAAAACUCUGGUCGAUCUAAUUAAAGAUAAUGGUACUUUGUCGGAAGAAGAAACGAGAUUUUUUAUGAAGCAAAUUCUUGGCGCUGUUUUAUAUCUCCACAAUAUCAAAAUAUUACACCGCGAUCUUAAACUUGGUAACAUGUUUUUAACUAAGCGAUUCAUCCUGAAAGUCGGAGACUUUGGACUUUCUUCCAAAUUAGAAGAGACCAACAAAAAAGUAUCCAUCUGCGGGACACCCAAUUAUAUCGCUCCUGAAAUAUUAUCCAAAACGGGACAUAGCUUUCCAGCUGAUAUAUGGGCAAUUGGUUGCAUAAUGUUCGCAAUGCUGAGCGGAAAGCCACCUUUCGAAUCCGAAAGCCUGCGGGAAACGUAUCAUAGAAUCUCGAAAAAUAUUUAUAAGAUACCUCACCAUCUAUCCCCCGAAGCCAAAGAUCUUAUCGCCAAAUUUCUAAUUGCUCAACCACACCUACGCAUCGAUCUGUGCGCCGCCAUAGAUCACCCUUAUUUUAUGGAAAACCUUCACGAGAGACGACACCUUUUAGAAAAAAGUAAGGCUUCCGUUCAUUCCCCUUUACAAAACGCCAAGAAGCAUAGCGCACCUGAGAUGAUAUCCUGCGUACUGGUUAAAAAGCGUACGCCAACUAAUAAAAUAAGUCACCUCAAACGUUACAGCUUGGCUUGCCCAGCUUCGAACCAAUCAACUCACGUAAAUGAGCUGGGACAGCGCCAUUUAUUGGAUAUUUCCAUCGAUUUUAAGGAUAGCGAUAAACUUGACCCAAAUCAAGGAAAACCAAUAAAACGUCCCGCGAGACCAGUGUCUACCAUAUUCAUGGGAGAUAACCAAAUAAAUAAAAAUCGCGGGAAAAACGACGUGGUCAAUAACGACAACCAAUAUAUUGACAACUCUAACCCUCAUCCUUACCCUUUGAAAAAGCUUUUCAAACCCUUCGAACCGAAAAGGAUUAAAGGUAAAUUUAUGCGCUGGGUUGAUAAGGUCAAAACUUUCAAAAGCAAUGCUGAGACCGAUUUGAUCAAAUCCGCCAAACCCCAAAAAUCAGCUUCGUACAGAGUUUUCCUUGCCAAUGAAACAAGUGGCCAAGAUAUAAGAUCAAGAUCUCGUUCCAUACUCAUUCCCCAACAAGUCAAGACUUCGAUUGAACCCUCUCUUGGUCUAAACAUUAAGAAACGAUUUUCUUGCGUAUUGAACGGCGAUAAAUAUUUAUUUAAUAACGAUAAAACCGACUUCAAAUCGACUCUCGGUGGUUUUCACGAUCUGGAUCAUGACGCUGGCCCCUCCCAGAACGAGGAGUUUCAUGCCGAAAACGAUUACGAUGCCAUAUUUUCUAAAAUUGCUAUUAAAAAUAAGCGUAUAGGCAAUGGCAGAAAACCUCUUUACUUUGCUUCCAAGGAAUCGAUUACAGGCAAUCAUAGACCGGCCAAAAAGGCUCAAUCUCUCAUAAAAUUAACCGAUAAAAUUAGCAGCGAUUUGUCCAGUUCUCCUCUUCCCUCGUCGUUCGAAGAAAAACUUUGCUACGAUCGUCUAAAAUGCGGUGCUAGGCGGGCAUGUAACAAUAAGGAAGACUCUGGCAACAGCAGUAGCGGUAUAGAGUGCCACUCCCCUUCAUCGGGCUCUAAUAGUCAGAAAGACAAGCUGGCCGAAAUAUUGCUGGUCAGUCACGAGGAUAAUGUAGACAAAUAUCCCCCCUUUAACCGUGACUCCAAAAAAAAAGGAAAUGUAAUGGAGACGCGUAAAGAAGUCUUAUCGGUGUUGGCCAAAAAAAGGAACUCAGAAAGCGAAGCCGCUCGUAUUUUAAACAGGCUACGGAGCUCGGUCGAGAAAUUGAUUGAUCAAUGCGAAAGAUCCAUCUUGGAGAUGAAUAGACUCUCUUGCUCUUCCUAUCUUAACUCGAAAACUUUCGAUGCUCAAAUCAAAGAAAGUUGUAAUAAGCAAUCUCACGAUAUAUCCUUCGAAAAUAUCCUAGAUGUAUCAUUAUGCAAUAAACUGAACAAAAAUGCUCAAUUAAUUGAUUCUCCAUUUGUGUGGGUUACUAAAUGGGUAGACUACGCCGAAAAAUAUGGUUUUGGCUAUCAAUUAUCAAACGGCUCACAAGGUGUUUUAUUCAAGGACGACGAACGAAUUUAUGUCGAAGGCCAAAGAUUAUCAUUAUACGACAACUCAAACGUGCUAAGACUCGCCAUGCCAUUAAAUGACGCUAUAAAGGUUGGACAAGCCAGCAAUAUAAAUCAUGCCAAAAAUCAAUUUGCUAAUAAGGCCCACGAUAAAUUGUGCAUAUACUCUCAUUUCGCCAGUUUCAUGGAAAGAAAUCUCAUAGAUGGAAUGGAUUACGUCGCCCUAAAAUCAUCCAUGACAGAUGAAUCGUCACGUUUUGUUACUCUAAAAAAAUUUAGUGGUAUUCAAAACCGAUCUCAUGGACACAAAAACCGAGAAAGGUAUCAAACUUUGCUCAUGCGCUUGAACGACGGCACUACUCAGAUAAAUUUCUUGAACGAUCACGUGAAAAUAAUAUUUGGCGUGAAUAAAUAUGAAACGAAUCCUUUGGCCCACCCCAGCCAUUCUCUUUAUCGAACUUGGGCCAUUUUUAUCGAUUUAAAUCGCAAUCAUUACGCUUUCGACAAUUUGGACGCUAUAAAAAUUUUGAAAAAGAUCGGGAGUAAACCCAGGGACCGUAGCAAUACGUUGAAUAGCUUAGUUUGUCUGAAGGGGAAGCUGGAAGUCGCCUUGUUUGAAUUGAAAGAAGAGAUAACCGCUCGACAGGAAACAAAAUAACGAUCCCAACAACGCCUUCUAAAAACAUUAUCUACCUCUUUUACUACCCUAUUUUAAAUGAUUAUAAACACGUGCAUUUUAAUAUAAUCAUUUUUUUAGUUAAUUAAAAAGGAAUUACUCAUUUUUAGCAUCCAAAAUAAAGCUUACAAAUGCCUAAUUUUCGCCAAACGACCAAUUUUUUAAAAAUAAGGAGUAUUUAUGAUAACCCUGCAUUCAUAGUUGGCGCGGAUUCCCGGCGAAGUAUAUAAAAAUCGUAUAAUUCGCCAUGAAUUCGGGCUAAAUGUGAAUAAGCGAUAA
Molecule: messenger RNA, 4202 nt
Organism: Gordionus sp. m RMFG-2023
Lineage: Eukaryota; Metazoa; Nematomorpha; Gordioida; Chordodea; Parachordodidae
Exons: 13
Coding region: 261-3905 (1214 amino acids)
Biological process (GO): protein phosphorylation; mitotic spindle organization
Cellular component (GO): kinetochore; spindle pole; cytoplasm
Molecular function (GO): ATP binding; protein binding; protein serine/threonine kinase activity
Source: RefSeq, a predicted model, not a curated record